CAUCGCGAUGGUUAAGGUGGCAAUUGCCGGAGGCACUGGAGGUGUUGGCCGAACCAUCCUCGAGGUCUUGAACGCCUCUUCCGACCACCAAGCAUACGUUCUCUCCCGCCAGCCUUCAAGCUCCACUCCCAAUACCCUCACUGUGGACUAUACCAACGUCCCCGGACUCAUCUCUACGCUCGAAACCAAUCAAAUUCACACCGUGAUCUCCGCAUUCGCUGUCGCGGGCGACUCCCUUGCCACGUCCCAACUCAACCUGAUUGAAGCGGCCAUCCAGUCUAAAACGGUACAGCGAUUUAUUCCCAGUGGAUAUGCAAUUCCAUAUCCAGAAGAGAGCUUGAAAGUCCUCCCCCAGCUCAAAGACUACUUCAAGGCCAUUGAAGUUCUGCGCGCCUCCCGCCUCGAAUGGACCAUCUUUGUUAACGGAAUAUUUCUCGAUUACUUCGGCUCUCCGGCUCUCCGAUCAUAUCUGAACCCGAAUGUCUUCGUCCUCGAUUUGGUGAACCAUGUCGCCGCGAUUCCCGGUGACGGCAACGUGCCGGUAACAUUUACUUACACAUUCGACCUGGCGCGGUUUGUUGUUGCAGCAUUGGACUUGUUGGACUGGCCCGAGGAAAGCCGCGUGGUGGGGGAUGAGCUCACCUGGAACGAGUUUGUAGGCCUGGCAGAGGGUAUUCUGGGGACAAAAUUUACUAUCUACCACGAUAGCAUCGAAAAACUGCAGCGAUUUGAGAUCACCGAGUUACCCGGUCAUCGGGCGCUGUACAAGGCUUUCCCGCAAAAGGCAUUCCAGUGGUUCAUGGCGAUUUUCGAGCUGUUCACGGCGGACGGGAGUUCACAGAUUGCGAUGGAGGGGGCAUUGAAUGAGCGAUUUCCGGAUAUACAGCCUUUGACGGUAAGGGAAGUGUUGGAAAGGUACUGGCAGAAGUAGAAGUAAGAGUAGG
Molecule: messenger RNA, 944 nt
Organism: Aspergillus sclerotioniger CBS 115572
Lineage: Eukaryota; Fungi; Ascomycota; Eurotiomycetes; Eurotiales; Aspergillaceae
Product: NAD(P)-binding protein
Exons: 4
Coding region: 8-931 (307 amino acids)
Source: RefSeq, a predicted model, not a curated record